AUGGCUGCAAACCAAGGGAAUGCAGUAAAUAAUGCUGCCAAUAAUGCUCAAGGAGCAGCAACUAUUGCAGAGGUCCCUGUUGUACAAAGACCAAUGACUCAAAGAGAUUAUGUACCUCCUAUAGUUACAGGAUUGCAGCAGAACUCUAUUGCAGCUCAAGCCAUGCAGGUCCAAGCCAUAUGCAAUAAUUGUGGUGGUCCUCACCAAUUUGAGCAAUGUAUGGCAGCAGAGCAAGGAAAUCUGCCUAGUAAUAUUGUAGUGAAACCAAAGGAGCAAUGCAAUGCAAUAUUCUUGAGGAGUGGUAAGGAAUUAGAAGAAUUCUAUUUUUUGAGGUGGUGUUAUCUCACUCUUCCCCAACAGCAUUCACUAGUUAGUUUUGAGCAUCACAUCAAGAUCCCAUAUCCACAGAGGUUGCAAAAGAACAAGCUUGACAAGCAGUUUUCCAAGAUUUUAGAUGUUUUUCGAAAGCUUCACAUCAACAUUCCUUUAGCUGAGGCAUUUGAACAAUUGUCGAGUUAUGUGAAUUUCAUGAAGGAAAGUUUGUCAAAGAAAUGGAAACUGGAGGACUAUGAGAUAGUGGUACUUAUUGAGGAGUGCAGCACAAUACUCCAAAAGAAACUGCCUCCUAAGCUUGAAGAUCCGGGUAGUUUCAUCACUCCUUGUACCACAGGGAAUGUGGAUUCUGAGAAGGCACUCUGUGAUUUAGGGGCAUGUAUGACAUUAAUGCCUUUAUUUCUCUAUAGAAAAUUGAAAUUGGGAGAAGCUCUCCCUACUACCAUGUCCCUAAAAUUGGCAGAUCAUUCAAUUAAAUAUCCUCGUGGAGUGAUUGAGGAUGUAUUGGUGAAAGUGGCCAAAUUCAUCUUUCCGACAGACUUAAUUAUUCUUGAUAUAAAGAAAGAUGAAAAUAUUUUUAUUAUUCUUGGGAGACCAUUUUUAGCUACUGGAAGGGCGCUAAUAGGUGUACAAAAAAGGGAAUUGAAGAUGCACGUGCAACAAGACAAGGUCACAUUUAAUGUUUUUGCUGCAACAGAAAUUCCCACUUGA
This is a messenger RNA of Humulus lupulus (European hop), 1044 nucleotides long. RefSeq lists its product as uncharacterized. The record is from RefSeq and is a predicted model, not a curated record. Bases 1 to 1044 code for a protein of 347 amino acids. The transcript has 4 exons. Lineage: Eukaryota; Viridiplantae; Streptophyta; Magnoliopsida; Rosales; Cannabaceae.